CCUGACCUCCGGGCUCACGGACGACGACGUCAUCAAAGGGGGGCGGAGUUUGUGGCUCUCUGCCCCUUUUAAACAGCGCGCCCGCACCGUCCCAGUAGCGGUUGAGCUUUGAGGUCUGCAGUUCUGGUCAGGAAUGAUCUUCUGCGUCUGGAGAGUCCUGUCUGCAUUUGAAGCUGGAGAUACUUCUGCUUUAGUUGCAUCAGUUUAGAGACAAACAGAAGACCGCUCCACCUCAGCUCUCACUCCACCAUCUGCUGAACUCCCAAGAUGACCUGGACGACGAACAGCUGUUUGGUCACGCUGGCCGUGCUGCUGGUCUGGCGGGCGGAGGAGAUUGCAGAAGCGUGCAGCUGCUCCCCUGCGCAUCCUCAGCAGGCUUUCUGCAACUCGGAUGUCGUUAUCAGAGCAAAAUUGGUCGGACGGCAGGAGGUCGACGCUGGCAAUGACGUCUACGGAAACACCAUCAAACGGAUCAAGUAUGACAUUAAACAGAUUAAGAUGUUUAAAGGCCCCAGUCAUGACAUCGACGCCAUCUACACCGCUCCCUCCUCUGCAUUGUGCGGGGUGUCCAUGGACACCAACGGGAAGAAGGAGUAUCUGAUCACAGGGAAACUGGAGACUGAUGGGACGAUGCACGUCACCCUGUGUGACUUCAUUGAUGAGUGGGAGGCUUUGACUGCCACCCAAAAGAAGAACUUGAUCCAGCGCUACGAGUCGAGCUGUGACUGCAAGAUCACCCACUGCACUUCCAUUCCCUGCGUGCUCAGCAGCCCCACAGAAUGCCUGUGGACCGACUGGGUGAUCGAGAAGACGGUCAAGGGAGAACAAACCAAACACUAUGCUUGCAUCAAAAGGAACGAUGACUCCUGUGCCUGGUACAGGGGCAGCACACCGCCCAGAAAAGAAUUCCUGGACAUUGAAGAUCCUUAACUCUUUCUAUGUUUGAAAUCUGAGGAUGUAUGCAGUUCAGUUACAACUUUUCAAACAAAUAUAAAAAAGAUGGAUGCUGUUUUUUUUUUUUGUUUUGUUUUUGGGAGAAAUUCUCCAAUGCAGAGAAAAUUUGAUGACUGUGUUUCUUAUGUUUCUAAUAAUCUAUGUAUUCAUCAUUUGCCACCCAUGUACCAUAGGAAACACCUGCCCAGCUGAAAUAAAUUAUUAUUAUUUCCCCUUAAUUCAAGUGCAUUUCAUCAACUUCAGUUAAAAAAUGUGUUUUCUGAAAAGCAAUUUUAAGAUACAAGCUACGAUUGCUCAGAUUUUGUAAAUUCUUCCAUUAAAAAUGUUUCCAGUUUGGUCAUCUUUGAUAAAUAAAAAUGCACUUUGAUAGCAAAUGUCAUUUUUAAUAAUAAAAAUGCUAAAAACGAAACCCCUCAACUCUUUUUCUGUUUCAAGAUAUUUCUAAUUAUUUUAAAGUGCCAUUAUUUAAUUUUUUAUUAGUCUAACAGUGUUGGAAAAAUAUAUAUACAUUUGAUAACUGGAAGUCUUGUCUGUUAAUAUAGUGACAAAAGUUGUAAGCAAUAAUUGUUCUUGCAGAGACACUGAAAUUAUUGUCAUGCAAAUAUUCUGUGAGGAAAAAAAAUAUAUUUUAGGAUGGUGUGUUGUUCUCAUGUAGAACUUAUAAUACUUUUUUUUGCAUGCAUCUGGAAGAUUUUUGUACAUUUUACAAAUAAAUGCGAAACUCUG
Oryzias melastigma (Indian medaka) is the source of this 1680-nucleotide messenger RNA. It is a transcript of the gene timp2b, whose product is annotated as TIMP metallopeptidase inhibitor 2b. Gene Ontology annotation, cellular component: extracellular matrix. The record is from RefSeq and is a predicted model, not a curated record. The transcript is spliced from 5 exons. Gene Ontology annotation, molecular function: protease binding; metalloendopeptidase inhibitor activity. Gene Ontology annotation, biological process: negative regulation of endopeptidase activity; negative regulation of membrane protein ectodomain proteolysis. Bases 268 to 930 code for a protein of 220 amino acids. NCBI's taxonomy places the organism in Eukaryota, Metazoa, Chordata, Actinopteri, Beloniformes, Adrianichthyidae.